Molecule: messenger RNA, 2439 nt
Organism: Clonostachys rhizophaga
Lineage: Eukaryota; Fungi; Ascomycota; Sordariomycetes; Hypocreales; Bionectriaceae
Source: the annotation of a GenBank genome assembly
AUGCGUUUUAGACCUUUCCAGGCGAUCACUAUUGGAUACAUCGGCUUAAGUAUUGCCGCUCCUAGUCCAUCCCGCGACUGGGAUGUACAUGCUGGAAUUGGUUUCGAUAUAGGCAGGCGCUCGGCCCAGAGCCUCGAAGCUUGCCCUGCCCCCAAAGAUAUUCCCGUUACGGCCCCCAAGAAAAACCCUUUCACAUCCUUGACACCUUCUGAGAUCCAUUCGGUGGCAACUUGGCUGUUGGAGACCAAAUCACUUGGGUUAAAUCUUACAAAUAGCUCAAGUCCAACCUUGUCUCUGAGCGAUAAUUAUAUUGCUCACAUUGAGACACUUAAGCCUAAUAAAACAGAUGUCCUAUCCUACGUGGACGGCAACGGCGUCGUGCCGCGACAUGCUCGAGUUAUCAUUAACCACGGCUCGGGUAGCCCCCCUACCGUUUCCGAAUACUUUGUAGGUGGAAGCAAAGCAAGACUUUUCAAGCAAAUCCUUACACUGACUAAUUUUCCUUCACUACAUGCCGGGCCACUUCCCAUUUCCUGCAACACAACCCUUCACCCUUUAGAUUACUUCUACAAUGGUCCAAAUGGGCCAAGCGUCUUGCUGAAUGGAGGCUUCAUCGACAAAGUCAGGAAGGCCGCCAUCGACAGCGCUGUUGCCAAGGCCAUGUCUCAGAUUGCUGAUAUCACUGCCGACUUGAUUGACGUGGUGUACUACGGUAGCAGCGACCCUCGCUCCACGGCAGCCUACUACGUACAAAACCCCUUCUCCACAGAUGGCACCACUGGUGUUAUCUGGACAUCAUGGAGAAGGGCCGGCCUGGCCCCGUAUGAUCAUCCCUCCGACUUGUAUGUGAGCUUUGGCAUUGCCGGAACAGACCCUAGCCUCUACCACAUACGCAAAUUUGUGUAUAAUCUCAAGGUUUACGAGACGGUUGAGGAGUUUCGCAAUGCUUGGGAGUCGGGAACCAUGGUCAAAUCGCCCGCGCCAGCCAAGGACGCCGAUUUCCAACGAAAAGAUCGCCGAGGGAUGAUCCGUGAACUGGAAGACCGUCUGGCACCAACUGUUUUGACUCUUGACAAGAGAUAUAAGAUUGACAAGGAGAACAAGUACAUCGAGUACCUUGGCUGGAAAUUUUAUAUGAGAUAUGACAAGGAUGUGGGUAUUCAGUUCUAUGACAUCAAGCUCAAGGAUGAGAGAAUCAUGUAUGAGCUCUCACUUCAAGAUGCCAUUGCCCAGUAUGCUGGAAGUAAUCCUUUCCAAGCAGGUACCGCCUAUAUGGACCGAUACUUUGGUAUUGGCCUUCAGGCUGGCAGAUUGAUUCCUGGAUAUGACUGCCCCUAUCAUGCCACUUACCUUGACUCCAACUUCACCAACGGAAUUACAGCUCUGAGGCAACUGUCAAAUGUUUGCAUCUUUGAGACAGAUAUCGGCGUCCCCGUAACUCGCCACACAGACAAAUCGUACAUGCAGUCCACGAAAGGCUCCAAACUCGUUGUCCGCAUGAUUGCCACCAUCGGAAAUUACGACUACCUCUGGGAUUACGGGUUCUAUGUUGACGGAACCAUUACUGUCGAUGCCCAUGCAUCAGGCUAUGUCCAAGCCAACUAUUUCAGACCCGAUGAUGAAGGUAAAUGGGGCCCAAGAAUUCAAGAGACUAUUGCUGGCACUCUGCACAGUCACGUCAUGAAUUUCAAAGCUGACUUCGACCUUAUCGACACAGCCAAUACCUUCGUCAAGACGGACAUUGUGGUUGACAACAUCACCCAACCCUGGUUCCCAGAGCGUGGCGAGUUUGAAAUGAUGCGCUAUAACAUCAGCGAGAUUGCAACCGAGGAUGAUGGCUUGCUCGAGAUGCCAGCAAACGGUCAAUCCAUGUUCACCAUUGUCAACAAGAACCAUACGAACCGCUGGGGUCAGCUUAGGGGCUACCGCAUUCUCCCAGGUCUAUCCAAUGUUGUGCUUCCGUCAAAGCGCUCGCCCUUUUUCAGGCGGUCAGUCAACUUUGCCAAGCAGCCAUUUGCAGUCUCGCGUCAACAUGAUACUGAGCCCGGAUCCUCCCCUGCUCUGAAUCAGAAUGUCCCUGAGGCACCACUUGUGGACUUCUACAACUUCUUCAAUGGAGAGUCCCUCGUACAAGAGGAUCUUAUGGCAUGGAUCAACCUCGGUAUGCAGCAUUAUACUCGCUCUGAGGACAUCCCCAACACUCUUAUGUCAGAAGCACACUCGAGUAUCAUGUUUGCCCCGCAGAAUUGGGGAACCACUGAGCUCACAACGGACCUGGCCAAUUCUGUGAUAUACUAUGGGGUCCAGAAUGGCACUGCUACGCCUCAGACAAACGGCGUGAAGCCGUCCAGCUGUUUCCCCAUGGGACCAGAAGACACUCUAGAGGGAAUUUUUGAGAGCGGCACAGUUGAAAAGCCAGAUCUACCUCAUGAGGGAUGA